GCCAAGUCCCGGGGCAACCAAAGAGCAACACACCAGCUCGUUCUCACCCCUUAGAUCACACCUAAUACUGACCGAGUGCUAAAAUGAAUCAGCUGGGUAUAUCAGCAGUGUCUCCCUCAGACCUGCAUCUUACUUUCUGCUACUGCCUUUUGUUUUGAGUCCAGGUCAUAAAUUCAGUCUUGUUUGUGCAGGUGGAGUUUAAAGCCAACAGAUUCAACAUCCUUCUCCUUCAUUUAGAGUGAAUUUUCUAGGAUAUGGGCGACCAAGAUAAAAUAUUAUCCCGCCCUAUUUUCCGCCGGGAUGUUGGAUGGGAGCCUUUCCCAAACUGGACUCAACCAAGCCGCAUCUUUGCACAGGAUUUUGGCCUCCCUCCCUUCUUGGAUCCCAGUGAUCUGGACUGGUUGAACUGGGCGAAGAGGAGACUGGCGUCGUUCUCCUGGCCUGGGUACGCACAGACUCCUCUUCUGCCUCCGCUGAGCAGUCAGAACCCUGCAGCGGCAAAUCCAAAGGGUGUGAGACAGCUGACAGGUGGGGUGUCAGAGAUCCAGACGGGGCAGGACAGCUGGAGGAUUAGCCUGGAUGUCAACCACUUCUCACCAGAGGAAAUUACCAUCACAACCAAGGAGGGUUAUCUGCUAAUAUCAGGUACAGCUUGAUUGAAGUGAAAACUGAUAUAUUUGAGGUAAACAAAUCAUAGCUAGUUGUAAAUAGUCUUUAUGUUUUCCUUUUAGGGAAUCAUGAGGAAAGGCAGGAUGAGCAUGGGGCAGUUUCAAGAUGUUUCACCAGAAAAUACAAGUAAGACUGAAGGAUAUUUGUGACCAACAUCUCUGUGAAUGUAACUUGAUGUAAUUAGAGAUCCUAAAUGUUCACUUGUUCAUUUGAUUUGGCGUGUAAGAUGAUGAUGGACUCUCUCUGCGUUCCUCCAAGGUUGCCACAAGGAGUCGAUUUGCAGCACAUCAGUUCCUCUUUGUCCACUGAUGGAGUUCUGUCUGUAGAGGCUCCCACUCCUGGGACAUCCCCCAGCGAUUCAGCCAGUGAGAUCGUCGUACCAGUUCAGAUCAGACAGACGCAGGACGGUGAAAAGUGACACCAGUAAGCCGGAUCUAAUUCUGAUGUAACCGGCGUUGUGUGAAGCUCCUUUUGUUUGUAAGCUUUGGCACAAACAAGUGAAAGUGUUUGUUGUAGUGCAUGAAGUGAGAUCAAGAAAAACAAAAGUGAAGCCAAAACAUUUGGAGCUCUCUAUACUGACAGGCUGCUGUAUAGAUAAUCAAUUCUGUCUCCUCCAUGUAAACAGAUUGGACAUGGGUCAAACUGUAAAACCAUAAUACAUGUCAAAGAAAUUGUUCUCAAACGUGAUGUCUGUCAUUAUAAUUACUUUUUAUCAUGUUGAUUUAGGCCCAAAUGUUUAUUUUUCUGACCAGUUUCUCUUAAAUCACUUGAUGCCAUGAUGAAGAAAUGCAGUGCUGUGAGCUCCUGCUAACCGGCUGCAGGAAAGGUCUUAAACCCCGCCUUCUUUAUGACGAAUAUGUCAAACUAGAAAAUUAAGCAGGUAGUUCUCAUCAUGCUGAUUUAUGUGCAAAUGGGAAGUCUAGAUUUACAAGGUUAUUUGAUGAUAAAAAGAUGAUCCUGUUGAGAAAUGCGGGUCCCUGCGAAACUUUUCUCCAAUAGAGUAGACAAGGAACGGUGAAAGACAACAAAACAAACGUUAACUCAGGCCUCAUUGGACGAACCAUUAAGCUUACUUCUUAAAUCAACCUCAGAACAAAAGAGAGAUCUUUGACUUUGUAUUGGUGAGUUUAAUUUUGCUCUGAUCUCCAUAAGGUGUGCGAUAUUGCCACUGUGGAUGCCCUGCACAUCACUUCACAUUUAAAUGUUCAUUUGAUGUACAGUUAAUGGCACCAGAUCAGUAAAAAAGAGGAGAAACAGCAAAAACGUAACUAAAACUAUCACAGAAGUUAUUGAAUUUUCCAGAGAGUGUCCAUUACAAACAAAUGCAAGAAUCUGUUCGCUGAAGACGGUAUCGAUCUGAGGGAUCUUUGGUGUUUUGAAUGUAAGACAAAUAUGUGUUUUGGUCUGGGUUAGGCUCCACACUGCAGCUCCCUACUGCUCCAACAACGAAGUGCCAGUCACAUGUUAUUUUGGCUUCACUCUUGUAUGAUAGGAAGUGGUAUCUUUAUGUAACGGUGAGCAAGUUUUGUACAAGCAAGUUUUUAUGCCAAAAGUUGCUGUCAAAUAAAAAUGCAGAGUGAAGUGACUCUAAACAUAAAAUAUAUUCUUGCAUGUCCACCGUGACCUUCUUUUUCAAACAACACAUCAUACAUGUUCUUAUGCAUUAUUACUAUAUUCAUUUAGAAAAACAACAAUCACAAGUCGGUGGUUUCAGAGAGAUUUUGAAUGGAAAGAUUUCUUUGGCAAAGAGUAGACAGAGAGUAGCACUGUAAUACUUCUUGUCCUGGAUGCAGUCUGAAUAUUUAUAUCUUAACAGCAAAAGAUGUUUGUACAUCUGGAGAAAAUGUACUCGUGUGAAAUAGAAUAACUUAGUGGGCAAUGAACUCAUAUGAUUUUAUUUUGGUUGGUUUAAAAACUGUAAAUCUUUUUUGUCUUUACUAAAAGUUUCAUAAAGUUACUGCCAAAUUAAUGAGUCUUAUUAAGUUCUGUCUUCAACAAAUGUAUGAAACAGCUCAUGGUGUGAAAUAAAAAGAUUCCUCUUCA
Molecule: messenger RNA, 2712 nt
Organism: Xyrichtys novacula (pearly razorfish)
Lineage: Eukaryota; Metazoa; Chordata; Actinopteri; Labriformes; Labridae
Source: the annotation of a GenBank genome assembly